GCUCCACAGAUUGGGGGCCCUGUCCAGCUGCUGCCAGGCCUGCAAGAUGCUCGCCAGAGCCCCCUGGAGCCUGGUCCUGAGAAGCAGAGGACUCAGAACACGAGGGGUACACAGCCCCGGAGGCACUGCCCAGGCUGAGGACAAGAUGCCCCCCUACAUCAACUGCUACGCCCUGCGCUCCUAUCCGAUGCCAGAGGAUCCCUGCUGUACAGAGCUCAGCGCCGAGCAGCAGGCCCUGAAGGAGAAGGAGAAGGGCAGCUGGGCCCAGCUGACGAAGGCCGAGAAGGUGGCCCUGUACCGCCUCCAGUACAACGAGACCUUCGCCGAGAUGAACCGUCGCUCCAACGAGUGGAAGACGGUGAUGGGCGGGGUCUUCUUCUUCGUGGGAGUCACAGGGCUGAUCAUCUGGUGGAAGCGGGUCUAUGUGUUCCCCGAGAAGCCCAUCACGCUGACAGACCAGUGGAAGGCCCAGCAGCUCCAGCGCAUCCUCGACAUGAAGGGCAACCCCGUGCAAGGCCUGGCUGCCCGGUGGGACUACGACAAGAAGGAGUGGAAGAAGUGAUAUUGCCCCAGCGGCCCUCCCUGCAGGCCCACCCCUAGCGGCCCCUCCUCUGCCCUUCACCUCAAUAAAACCGGGCCGAUUGCUUCUGCCAA
Echinops telfairi (small Madagascar hedgehog) is the source of this 654-nucleotide messenger RNA. Its product is annotated as cytochrome c oxidase subunit 4 isoform 2, mitochondrial. Bases 47 to 562 code for a protein of 171 amino acids. The record is from RefSeq and is a predicted model, not a curated record. Gene Ontology annotation, biological process: mitochondrial electron transport, cytochrome c to oxygen. Lineage: Eukaryota; Metazoa; Chordata; Mammalia; Afrosoricida; Tenrecidae. The transcript is spliced from 5 exons.